AUGGCCACCUCUGCAUCGUCGUCGUGGGGCGUCGAACAGGCUAAUCGUUCCCGUUCGGAGACGGUACUUUCGAUGGACGGUGGCUGGCCUCCCCGAUCUCCGCCACCAUUUCUUGCACCGUCGGUACCGUGGGCGAAGGGUGGUAGUAGUUACGGUCGCUUCGGCUCCCGACCGGUUAUUCCGGGACAGCAGGCAUGGACUACCGGUGGUGGUGGGGGAUCGAGUGGCGCCUUAGCACGUCCCGGCAGUCGGGACGAGGCGAAGUUACACAAAAGUCUCGAGGAAAUCUCCAAGGAAAUACGCGAACUGGACGACUUUAUCACCGUCACCGAGGACAUACUGCGCCGGGAACGGGAACAGGACGAACUGAUAUCGUUGCGUGAGCGCCAGCGGAAGGCGGCGGAAAGGACCAUCCAGCUGAUACGCAACAAGUGUAGUCCGACGAAAAAAUGCUUCAACCGCAGCACCACCACUACCCAGGAUGGCCAGAAGAAAGUGAUUCGCUCACCGACGUACAAGGUGAACAUUACGCAAAAACGGCGCAUCAAAUCGUACAGUCCGAAGGGAGGCUACAAGUCGAAGCUAUACUUCCGCAACGGGAAAAUAGGCUGCCAGGAGGCAGAAAAUUCGGUCUCGAAUCUGCGCAGCACGCACGAGCUUGUUAAGCGGAUAAUUAACGACGAAAACAAUAUGCUGGUGAAGCUGGAGCACCAGCACUUCACGGCGGAAAAGGAUGGAACCGACUCCCGGCGGUCGAGUUCGGUUGAAACGCCAGUGGAGAGUGUGCAAAUGUGCAUCACAGAAUCGGCCGGCACUUCGCUGUGUGAUGAUGAAGCACCGCCAGCGCCGCAAACGGUAACCAAUCCGGACAGGGUUGGUGAUCGUGCGAUGAUUAAUGACCAACCGCUGGAAAAUGCCAAUGGAUCAUCAACAGAAAUGAUCGAAGAUCGGCGGAAUUCUGUAACUCACUCGGAGAUGAUGCCAGCGGAUGAGAAUGAUUUCGUAACCGUGCGGCUGCGUCAUCUAGCCAGUCGUUUUUCAGAACGUACUCGCAAAAUGCGAAGUAAAAUUGAGAUCCCUCCAACGCCCUCCAGUAGCGCCAGUGCACCAUCGACGGCUCCUUCGAUACAGAAACAUAGCGUGAACCAACGCACCAUUCAAAAUUCCGCCCUUACACUCCAGUCGGCCACGGACACCACACCCAGCUGCAGCCACUAUCUCUUCUGUCCGAUUUUCUGCUGCGGAGGCCGCAGUGACAACGUGCUCGAUCCUCAGGGCAAGUUCUACAUCUCCUGGCUGUUCAUCGUGUCGUUGUCAUUUCUGUACAAUGCGUGGGUUAUCCCGCUUCGAUCGUCGUUUCCCUAUCAGACGCCCGAAAACACCAAGUACUGGAUCGCCAUGGACAUCUGUGCCGAUGUGAUCUACCUGUUGGACAUACUGUUCGUCAAACAUCGGCUCAUGUAUCUGUACGAGGGUUUCUGGGUGAAAGAUAAACAUCUGACGCGAAAGAACUACAUGCGGAAGUUGCAGUUCAAGAUGGACCUGUUGGCGUUGGUUCCGCUUGAUUUACUCUACCUACGCUUCGGCACCGAACAUGUAGUCUUUCGCGCCCCAAGGCUGUUGAAGAUACAAAGUUUUUGGGAAUUCUUCAAACUGAUUGAUCGCGUUAUCUCUUCACCCCAUAUUAUACGUGUGGUGAAAACGCUGACCUACAUGCUUUACAUGAUCCACCUGACGGCAUGUGCGUACUACGCGUACAGUGCAUACCAAGGACUCGGUUCGAAUCGAUGGGUGUUCAACAACAAGGGCCACGCAUACGUUCGAUGCUUUGCAUUUGCGACCAAGACGGCCACGUCAAUCGGUAAAAAUCCGAAACCGGAAAAGGAGGGCGAACUGAUGUUCAUGACAGCCGCAUGGUUGAUGGGUGUGUUCGUGUUUGCGUUGCUGAUCGGUCAGAUACGGGACAUCAUCGCGACGGCCACCCGCUCCAAGUCCGAGUACAAGCAGCUAGUGGACGAAACGCUCGAGUACAUGCGGCGGCUCAAUCUGCCGACCGAUCUGCAGCGGCGCGUUAAAAUGUGGUUCACCUUCACCUGGGAGCAGCAAAAGUGUCUGGACGAGACGCACAUCAUGGAUGCGCUGCCCGCGAACCUAAAGACAGACAUCGCCAUAUCGGUGCACAUACAGACGCUCUCGAAAGUGCAGCUGUUCGCGGACUGUGAGGAGGCACUUUUGCGCGAGCUGGUGUUGAAGCUACGCUCCGUCACGUUUCUGCCCGGGGACUACGUGUGUCGCAAGGGGGAGGUGGGCAAGGAGAUGUACAUCGUCAAAACGGGCCAGGUGCAGGUGAUGGGUGGUUCCCGGAACGACGUCGUCCUGGCCACACUCUACGAGGGAUCGGUAUUUGGUGAAAUAAGCCUACUCGCGAUCAAUGGCGCUGAGGGUAAUCGCCGUACGGCCGACGUACGGUCGAAGGGUUUUUCGAACCUCUUCGUGCUGUCCAAAUCCGAUCUAAACGAAGCGAUCGUGUACUACCCGAACGCCCAGGCCAUUCUGAAAAAACGUGCCAAGAGCCUGAUGCGUAAGAAUGCGGCGCGAGAGAAGGCCGAAUCGCAGCAGAGCAUUAACACCAAAGACAGCGAGGUGGACGUGGUGAUUCGCAAUCCAACCGAUCCCACCUCACCCAAGCUACUGAAGACGGUAAUCCAAGCUUUACCGCAGGAAUCGGCCGCCGUCCAGUUGCUGAUGCAGGGUUUCAAACCAGCCGAUUCACAGCACCUCGCGGUGGACGAGCAGCUGCCACAGGAAGAACCGAUUCCACUCGAAGAACCAACGGUUCAACCUGCUGAUAGGGAUGACACGGUAUCCAUGCAAAGUGUGGAGAUUAAGCACACAACCGAGGUGCAGAUUGAAAACGAGAAGAACGUGGAGCUGCCCUGCGAUCUGGUGUACAGCAUCAAGAAGGAGCUGAUGGAAAAUAACAGCUACAUCAAUCUGACCGACACAGAGAAGUACAAGCUUUUGCAUGAGCUGUCCAAGGAUGAGUAUGAGAGGCAGGAAAAGUCUCCCGUUUAAUGUUCAAUGUUCAACGUUGCCAGCUAUCGCUUAUUGGAAUAGAUUCCUUAACUAUGUGAUGUGAUUACUGUUCACUGUAAACUCAACGGUGCUGAGGCAAAUCUCGUUUAAUACGAAUUUAAAACAUUAUUUACUGUUCUGGGAAAACAAAAUGUACAGAUGUGCUUUAAAAGUCUAUUAAAGAGCUAGAAAAAAGUACAACAAAAGUUGCGAAACAUGAAAUAGAUAUUGCAGAACAGAACGAAUGAAACCAGAUUAGGACAGGAUUACCCUUUGCAUUACAACACAUUCCUUACAAAACCAUCUACCGUGGAUGUAUUAAAGGUACAAUGAGCUAAAGCCACUGUUCUGUAAUUUAUAUUCAUACCCCCAACGUCCAAUGGCAAUGACCUUCAUUACAUGUUUCUGCUAAAGUAGAAAACUGCCAUUGAUUUGAAUACGACAUUGAAAAAAUGGUACCUCACAUCCGAGGUUGGUCGCCUGGGGUCACGUGAGUCACUUCAGCUCUUUCAAAUGUAUCUUUGUGCUACAUUCGAUGUUGCCCUGUAAAGAUUGAGGCAGAAGUCGUCAAACUGUUUUCUAGUGCUCGUUAAAUCGGGAAAAAUGAUGAAUGUUACAAAUUGAAGAAAACCGAUCAAAUAGAGUGCUAUGAUGGGAAGAAACUAUUUGAUCACUCUAUUUGAGUCAUGCUCCACGUUGCCGACCCCUGGAUUGGAUCGUCCAAGCUACCCUGAAGCGGCGGAACGUGCAAUCCAUUGCUUAUGGCCACCCGGGCACCUUUUCAUCGAUACGCGGGUAUGUAUGUGGAUAUGUCGCGUGCGUACAUGCAAAUAAGCAAACUGUUAAAACGUGAUCGAUAAACGUGCUAUAGGGGUGGACGUCACGGUACAAAUCGUUUGAAGGAAAUGAUAGGGAGCCAGUUAUUAAUUGGCUCGGAGGAAGCUUGGCAGUUCAGACCACUGACAAACGAUCUGCCAUGGCCUUUCGGGAAGGUUGCUGUUGAAGUGCUAAGGAUAUUACUUUAGAUGAUACAACGGACAAGCGAAGGCCAUAAAUGGCUUUUACUACCUUUAACCUUUUUCCACAGCAAGGGGGUACAAAAGUAUUGCUAGUUUUAUAUCGAUGUUUGUGCUGCGUGUGAUUGUGCCAUUCUCUAUAUGUACGAUGUUGAGAAAAAAAAUACAAUAAAGCUUUUAAAA
Messenger RNA from Anopheles coustani, 4274 nucleotides. RefSeq names its product cyclic nucleotide-gated channel rod photoreceptor subunit alpha (gene CngB). Gene Ontology annotation, biological process: monoatomic cation transmembrane transport. The transcript is spliced from 6 exons. The record is from RefSeq and is a predicted model, not a curated record. NCBI's taxonomy places the organism in Eukaryota, Metazoa, Arthropoda, Insecta, Diptera, Culicidae. Gene Ontology annotation, cellular component: plasma membrane; intracellular cyclic nucleotide activated cation channel complex. The coding region runs from base 1 to 3075 and encodes 1024 amino acids. Gene Ontology annotation, molecular function: intracellularly cAMP-activated cation channel activity; cGMP binding; intracellularly cGMP-activated cation channel activity.